Messenger RNA from Momordica charantia (bitter melon), 944 nucleotides. RefSeq names its product myelin transcription factor. NCBI's taxonomy places the organism in Eukaryota, Viridiplantae, Streptophyta, Magnoliopsida, Cucurbitales, Cucurbitaceae. The record is from RefSeq and is a predicted model, not a curated record.
ACUUGACCCGAUCGAACCCGGUGGACAACUUUUGUCUUUUCCUAACUUAAAUAAACAAAUCUCCAGAUUCUCUCCCAAAAUGCAGGCCAUUCUCCAUCCCCUGCCCGGAGCUCACGAUCUCCCUCUAAGAUCCGGCCGGCGGCCUCUCCAGCCGAAGAAUUCCAAUUCCCUGCCAACUCCUCUACCCGCCGUCGCCAAAAUCAAGCCCGAACGCAUCCAGAUCUCGCUCUCCGGCGACGCCAACAAGGAGAACCUUCCGCCGAUUCCAGCGACAGCGACGGCGACGAUCGAGUCCUGUGAUUCGUCACUUGCGGAUGAGCUCAAUGCGGUCAAGAGGAAGCUCGAGAGAUUGAGAUUGGACGGCGACAGGACGGAGAAGAUGUUCAGAGAGAGGGAUGCGAUCUUCGAGUUGCAGAUGAAGGAGCUGCUGAGGAGAGGUCAAGAGCAGAGGGAACUAGAGAUGGAGGUCGAUAGGUUAUUCAGAUUGAAGGAACUCAGAUCUUACUGUAUGAGAAUUUCUCCGAUUCGGAGUCUCAGAGAAAAAGAGCGAGAAAAGAUCAUCACCGAUGCACAAUUUCCGGAAAUUGAAGUCGGCGAUGGAGAAGAAUCUGUUGGCGAGAAUUCAUCGCUGGAUUCUUCAGAAUUCGUCACAGGUAUAUGACGACGAAUCGUUUCAGUUUUGUUCGCCGCUUUUGAUUUUGCCCAACUUUCCGAUUAAUUUUCCUUCUAGUUCUGGUUCUUCAUCUUCUUUGGAAUUCUGCUAAAAGUGGCAUUCAAAGGUCAAACAAAAUUCAAUGUAAUACCUCAUUAUGUUCUUCUUUUGGUUGCUGGAACGGAAAUCUUGAAGUGUAAUCAACAUCAUUCUCCAUCUUUUUCACUUCAUUUAUUGUCUGUAAAUGAAGAAAUUCCAAAUCCGCAUCUGUGGAUUGAAGUUUAGACAUUGA